Necator americanus (New World hookworm) is the source of this 1050-nucleotide messenger RNA. RefSeq lists its product as uncharacterized. The coding region runs from base 1 to 1050 and encodes 349 amino acids. The record is from RefSeq and is a predicted model, not a curated record. Lineage: Eukaryota; Metazoa; Nematoda; Chromadorea; Rhabditida; Ancylostomatidae. The transcript has a single exon.
AUGGCAUCGACGCAUGAUGACGAUCUUUCGAAGAAGCGCCGAGCCGAGGAGCGAAAAUUGAUCGAAGAAAUUCGGUACAAACGGUCAUGCGUGAGACGUGCACCCACGUUCCCGUCGGCAGAAGAGAUCCAAUGCAAGAUCCGUAGAUUUCUGAGUAUUGUUGUCAAGCUUGUUAAGUUUAACAAUCUCGUGGAAACUUUCACUGAGCUGCGUGGGAGUAGGCCCCAACUUUUCGCCAGGAGGGAGGCGGCGCUCUACCGUUGUCGCUUGGAGAGAGUGCAUUAUGAAGCGUCCAAUUUGAUGGAGAGGAUCCGCAGCGCAGCCGAAACGCUAUCGAUAGCAUACGACUUGUACGGACUUCUCGUUCUCGCGGAUGAUACUCUUUCAGAUGAACGCGAAGACUUCUAUGAUGACUGGGAAGAAGGAGUGAUUAUCCGCCCAUGCUUCAGUGCCGACUUCAUUUGUAAGGAAGUCGAAUUCAUAGACGACUUCAGGCGGAAGGUCGAGAACGAGAUCAAGGAGGCUGAGCUGCAGGAGAAAAGCGAGAACCACGCCAGCCUGUUCGACCAAUUCAAGGAGUUUUUCGCGGAGCUGCGUCGGGAAUCUGAAGAAAAACACGAGGAACUCCGUGGGCAACUCAAGAGCAUGAUCGGGAGCAUCGAAGGUAUUAAGGUGUCAAUGGAGAGACUGAGAGAGCAUCAUGGGGAAACGUCCGACCAGAAGUGUAACUCGGAAGAUAGAGAGCCAACCAGACCUCAUGGAGAUAAUUCCAUGCCGCCCUCGAGGAACCAAGGCGAAGGUGACCCACGAGACGCCGAAAAGCAUCAGGAGCCCGAAGAGGAUCUUCUGGAUCUCUACGACAAUUACGAAGUGAUCGACGACCAUGAGGAGGCAGGCAACCAGGGCACAAACCACGGAUCUCGAGAUUCAUUCCAAACGACGAAUCAUUCCAAACCACGAAUACCCAGGACGCCACAAGAGAGUGGAACUGGAAAAGCGAAGGGAUGCACUCGAAGCGAUUCUUGGAAGCAGAAGGAAAGUACCAGAUAG